Anthostomella pinea is the source of this 2349-nucleotide messenger RNA. The record is from the annotation of a GenBank genome assembly. Lineage: Eukaryota; Fungi; Ascomycota; Sordariomycetes; Xylariales; Xylariaceae.
AUGGGAGACCUACCACCAGAGCAGCCCCAGCUGCCCAACCGAGUCCGAAAGCCGCGCCAGUCGCCCAACCGAGCCAGAAAGCAGCGCCAGCAGGCAGGUACGAACAAGAGGUAUUGCGAGUACUGCGAGGAGGACAUAACCGAGCACAUAAACAACAAGGAGCGAAAGGAACAAAAGGAACAAGAAGCGAAACCACUAGACAAGGAGGAGAUACUGCGUGAGUUCCUCGCUAUCUCAGACCAGGGACUGUCGCCGCUGUCGCCGCUGUCUUCGGCUUUCCGUGUGGAGAUCGCGCGCGCAGGUGGCACAGCCAACAUGAGCAAGCCUAGGGAGUCGGAUGACAUGGGCCUAAACGCCCCAUUUUUCGUGUCUUCGGGACAGUGCUGGGAGAGGAAGCCGCCGUUGACAGAUGAGUUCCUGGAUGACCUUUUGGAUGGUUUCAGCAAACAGAAGACCCAAAUCUAUAAGCGCGGAACUGGCCACUUCCCAUGCGACAGCACGCCCAUUACCCAAGUGGUGAAGCAACUUUGGUUCCCCGACCCGGAAAACCACGGGAGACACGGGCUGACAGCGCUUUCUGAAGACUGCGUCAAGCUAUGGGCGCUAUAUCCCUUAUCAGACCACAACAAGGCCGAACUGUCCGAGGUAUAUGACAAGAACUCCUUAUUUAUUGCGCUGCAGGGACGGCUAGAAAAAGGAGAGUUCUGUAUCCAGACGGCGGCGGAAGCACUCUACCUCCCACCCGGGUACAUCCACGCAACCGUAACGCUGAGAGGCGGGCUCACCCCCGGGAUACAAUUCACAACACCCCACUGCAUCACGCUGUCAGAAAAGAUGUUGAUCCUUGAUAACGAGAAAAGAGAGAUAACAAAUGAGCAUUGCAUGCCGCUACUGGAGAGCAUCCUCCUCGGCCUACGUUCCCACGAGGGAAAGCAUGUGAAGGAGGCCAAAGCGGCGCUCUGCCGGUGCUACAUGAUAUCCGGGCUUGUCCUCCCGAAUAGCGGGAAUGACUUUCUUCUACUUGUGACCACCUUCGCCACAGAGCCCGUCAAGCUUAAUCCGGACCAUAUCCUCGCCUUGAGGCAUGCGAAGCUCGACCCCCGGCCCGAGCUAUACUUUGAGUACGUCCCGGGGGGCACUCUCAAAGACAUUUUGUCUACGACGCGCUUCCAGAAGAAACAGGUCACUAUCCAGCUGCUUGACGGCCUCAAGUACCUCCACGGACAGGCGACGCCAAUCGUCCAUCGCGACGUCAAGCCGGAGAACGUGCUGGUCCAGCGCUGGGGCCCCGACGAAUUCCACGUCAAGCUCGCCGACUUUGGUUUGUCAAAGCAGUCGGAUGCCCUGAAAACCUUCUGUGGUACCGCACUCUACAUCGCUCCAGAGGUUCUCUGCACGCAGACGCCCCUGAGCAAGAACUACACGAAGUACGAUUCCAUGGUCGACGUCUGGUCUCUCGGCUUGCUACUCGUCAAGCUGGUGUGCGGUCAGCUGCCCAGGUUCCUCCAGGCCUAUGUGACGGCUGGGAUGACCUGGGCAGCAGCAGUUCGUGUCAAGAGCUCUUCAGGCAACGUCAAGGAUAGCGACAAAAACAGCUAUAAAGAUAGCGACAAGGAGAGCGAUAAAGACAGUGAUAAGAAGAGCAAUCCAGCUACACCCAAAGCUUGGCCGGCGAGUUUCACUACUGCUUCCGAAGACUCUCGGGCUAGCGAGGCGUCCACCAUCCGUCUGAGCCCCGGGAACAGCGAAGAGGGCAGCCAGAACUGGGAGUUAUCGGACUCGGGAUUCUCAGUGUCGGGAAGCGUGAGCCUUAUUCGUGACUUAGGCGAGAAUGGCUCGGCUUUUAUUGACACCUUGCUUGGCAUCGAACCGCUGGACAUGGCAUCGUCUGAGUGCUCGGACGCUCCAACUCCAGAUACCCUCCCACAUAUGACUCUGGUCGACGGCGAGCUAUGGGCCACAGGAGCAUCCACUGGAACCCAUGAUUCGGUUGCAGCCUCGGAGCAGAGCAGGCAAGAGCAGUUGGUGCCUGGCCCAGUCUCUAUUGGCUCGGAACUUGGCCGGGCUACCGAGACCCGCGUCGCGGCGGCGGCGAGAGGAGAGGAUGAUUCGGCUGCCACAUCUGCAUUGUCGCCAUCCCGGCGCAAGAGGAGAGCGGAAGGCAGCCCUGUACGUGCCAUAGUGAAAGAGUUCAUCUCGAGCGAUCCAGGCAUCGACUCGCGAGCCUUAGAGAAGAUGUUCAAAGGUCUUAACUGGAUAAACAAGCACGGCGUCCUCGUGUGGGACGUACAUGCCCGCAACUACCGGGGCGGGAUCCUGGUCGACUUCAGGAAACGUAAGAUUUCCUAG